Andrographis paniculata is the source of this 10017-nucleotide messenger RNA. RefSeq lists its product as uncharacterized. The record is from RefSeq and is a predicted model, not a curated record. Gene Ontology annotation, cellular component: extrinsic component of membrane. The transcript has 37 exons. Gene Ontology annotation, biological process: protein targeting to vacuole; protein retention in Golgi apparatus. NCBI's taxonomy places the organism in Eukaryota, Viridiplantae, Streptophyta, Magnoliopsida, Lamiales, Acanthaceae. The coding region runs from base 232 to 9621 and encodes 3129 amino acids.
CAGCUUGCCAGUGACUUUUAUCUUGAUCGCCAAGGACGAGGAUGCGUAAAGCCGGCUGCAGCAAUUGGGGAGAUUGAGAUUGUUCUUUGCUUGGUUGGGUUCAUGAAUUAAUGCCGCCGAUGACUUUUUUGUCUACUAUCUAUCUUCUAGAAUUGAAUUGUUUUGUUCCGGGGAAGAAGAAGAACCUCUCUCGGUUCGGAGCAGAGUGAAGAGAACAAACAAAAUCGGACGAUGUUCUUCAACGAUUUCAUUCAGCGGAGGCUGGCAUCGCUGCUGCAGCCGUGGCUGAGAGACCCAGACCUCGAAUUGAAGCUCGGAUUUUUCCGGUUGAACGGAGCCCUAAGUAGUGUUAGUUUCAACAUUUCCGCGCUGAACGAAUUGCUCGACGACCCGUCAAGAGUUUGUUUCAAGGAAGCGAGUGUGGAGCACAUGAGUCUGCACUUCUCUCCGUUUUCAUCCGCUGCAUUCACUCUCAUUGUUCGUGGCCUAUACGUUGUUCUUGGAUUCGGAGAAGAGGAGGAUGAGAGAGGAGUCAAGUGGAAGAAGAAGCCAAGAGAUACCUCGGUGGAAGAAAGGAACAAGAUUCUCCAAGAGAUUGAUCCUGAGGGUCAUGCAUUACAUGGUGCAAUUAAAAGGAUUUCAGAGAUCACUAAUGGAACAUGGAGAACAUCCUUUGUAAAUACUGUAAUUAGACAUUGCAAGUUGCAGUUGCAUGAUGUACACGUGCUUCUGCAAUCUUCUCAUUUGCCUGAAUCUGUUUCCUGCUCGAUGUACAUGGAAAAAUUCGGUAUUGGAUCACAUGCAAUAGGCCAUAGAGUAUUUGUGAGGGGGUUAAUGCGUAUCUUUUCUGUGCCCCUUGAAGAAAGCUCAUUUGAUGUUGAUGUUAAUGGCUUUGAGAUAAAGUCAAACACUGAAGAUUCCAGUCGCUGCAUUUGUCCUGCAACCAAUGUGUAUGCAUUAGUCAAGUUGAAUCAUCUGCAGUGGCUAAGUUUCUUUCUUCAUUUUCCGUCAUUGGAGUUUUUAUGUUCUCCAGCAGAUCUCUCUGUCUUAUUCUUGUUGUAUGCUCUAUUAUCGAAGGAACAAAAAGUCCGCAGAUCAGGAAAACAGCUGUGGAGUAUAGCGGCAUCUAAAAUUAGUUCGCUAGUUCCCACAUCUAGCACAGCAUUUGUUAAAGUAUUUGCAAUUGCAUGUUUAUGGUUGCGUUAUAUUAAUAUGUAUCGGAGGAUAUUAUUAUUAGUUGGGUACCCAGCAGAUGCAGCAAUGAAAAGAUCAGUUACCUCCAUGUUUAAGAAUGCAGCAUAUUCAAGGUCAGUUAGGACUCAGUGGAAGUUGAUUUCUGGAAUUGAAAAAGGUCUGUCUGCUGAAGCAAUUGCAGUAGCUCGAAGAAUAGUUCGCUCCAGGUUGGAAGCAGGUCCUUCUGACCGAGCUAGUAAUUAUGUUGAGUUGCUCAAUAGAAGACCCUUUUCGAAGAUCUGUCAGCUAAUCAUGUUUAUUUUGAGAAUGAUAGGCACAUUGUUGGUUGCAUUAAUGCGGAUCCUGUUUCUGCACAAAGUUCUACAAACUUUUCAUAAGCGAAGUAAUCCUCAUUUUGUCUAUGGUAAUGAAAAUAACCUUUUAGAGCAAUGUGUCAUCGUGAAAGUUGAGGAAAUUUCUUUAAAUAUUUCUCCAGACAAUAAAUCACUGUCUCCUCUCAGGGGGAAAACAGUUCCAGACUCUAGGAUUCCCUUCCAUGACUCGCUUUCAUUCCAUUUCUCAGUAAAUAGGAUCUUCUUAAGGUACCUAGUAAAUAUAUCUGAACAGUGUUUGACAUUUGCAUCUGGGAAGGUUCAUUCCUUUUCUAGUGCAAAAGCUGUUGCUGGUAGUUACUUUCCGGAACAUUCGAAGAAGAAAGUUGACAUGAUGCAGGUAGUCUUAUGGAGUGAUCCCGCACAGGUUAUUUACUUUCCUGGAGGUUCUGAUGAUGAAGCUACUGAUGCUAAUUCUACUGAUGAUAUUGAGGGGUCUUCCAUCCCUCAGUUAGACAGCCUUUUGGUGAAACUGUGGUUGAAUUGGAACAAUACUUCAAAAUCUGAGGAAGAAAAUAUACCGAAUGUUCAAGAUCCCUGGAUUCUUUAUGAGUCACGGAGCUGUGUGACUGAUCAUGACAUCAGCUAUUCUAGUUACAUGGUUGUUGGUAAAUUGAACAUCAACCUGGAACACAAUUCUUUCACUUCAGCUAUUGUGCUCUUCAGACAAAUGCAGCGUGCUAUGCUCAAGAACACAAAGAGGAAAAAUGUUCUUUCUCAAGAGCCAACAAUGACUGAUGAGGGUCCAGACAUGAGGUAUUGGGGUGAUAAAUUUACCUCUUGUUCUAGAAAAAUUGAAAUGAACAUUGUCAAAAUGCUUCCUGAGAAGCGCGUAGAAAUUGCAGCUCUCAUUGCUGGCCCUCACAUUGUACUAUCUCUGUUAAAUAAUCAGCUUCAUUCUGAAACUAGAAGUUCUCCUCAUCACAUGAAGUUCUCGUUGGAAAGCAGCAACAUUGAGUUUCUGGUAUCACCAACUAUGGAAGAUCAUGCUGGAUUUUCAAGAGAAAGCACUGAAUCUUGUACACGGGAAAUGCAUCUUGGAUUGGAGGAACUUAAAGAAAUUGACAUCCUUAAAUCCGAUAAUGGAGCUUACAGCUGUGAAGGGAGGAUUCCACUCAAUGCAUACCUUAAAGCUUAUGGUUUUAAAGUUUACUUGGAUGAAACCAUUGAGAACCAAAAACUCCAUAUUGCUAUAAUAAAGUCAACAGCUGCACAAGUUAGUUGCAUCAGGAAGUAUUAUCAUUCAUUUAGUUCAUCUGUUGUUGCUGUCUCAGCCGCCUCCCAUUGGAUCGCUACGGGCUUUAACUGUUCAGUGUUUCUGGAGGAGAUGUAUGUUUUGGCAAUGAUAAUUGCUGGAGUGUUUGAUGAGUCACUUGCCUUCACUAUUGAUGGAUCAGGUCGUGAUGUAAAUGAAGGAUUAUCAAGCAAAGAGUGGAGUCCUUUUGAUUAUGAGGGUGGGGAAUCAUCCGUUGCUCUAAGUGAACAGAUAGCUUUUGUGGCAGACCCUCAAGUUUUUCUCAAGUGUGCUUGUGAGCUUAGGUCAUUUGACUUGGUAAUUCAUAAUUCCAGGAGAGAUUAUAGUCUCGCGACAUAUAUGAGCAUUGCAACUACUGGUGGAGAAAUUGGCAGAAAGCUGCCCAUGCAUGACAUCCACAGGAAUGGGAUUUAUGCCACUUUUCAGAAGUUAAUAAUGGAAUUUACUUUUGAUGGGCAUAAUGUGGAUAGUACUGUUGCAACAACCGAAGUUCGAUAUGUUAUUUUUCGAUAUUUGGAUGAGUUUGAUGAAACUGUCAAUAAAUCUGAACUGAAACAUAUAUUAUCCUCUUUAAAUUUCUUGACUGAAGCAUCACUUCAUCAUGGGAAAGUGUGUUUCUUCUUGAGAAACUCUGAGAAAGCCUUACAGUUAGUAAACUUACAUACUGCAGCUGAAGAAUCUGGUUCUAGUGUGUCUUCAUCUCAUACCUGGGGUGCUUCUUCGUCGACAGUGAAUACUGAAAGGCCAGGGGAGCAUUGGUUCUCUGCAGAAAUUCUCUUUUCUGAAGUUUAUCUAGGUGAAUCUGAAGUGAAAGAUAUUUUGAUCAAUGACCUUGUGGAAUCUAAUGCAUCUAUAUCUAUUGGUGGUGAAAUUAAAGCAAUCUCCUGCGAAUGCAAGGGUGCUUCCUUUUUACUUGAGGCAACUGCUGCAAUGAUGCUUGUUGAAUGCUUUACUUUUUACCAUAAAAGGAUCUCAGAAAUUUACUCUUCUAGUGUUGUUCAGUUUGUCAGUGAUACAACUUCUUCACUUGGUCAAUCUAGUGUUAAUAUGCAACUAGUCCAACAAGGAAAAAUUACAUGGCCUUCUCUUGAAGCAUUUUGCAUGAAAGUCCUGCAUUUCUCUCUUAUACUUGUGGAGCGAGACGAAUCUGGCAAACUCCAGAAACUUCUAUUUGAGGUUGACUCAUUUACCAGUCUUGAACUCUCAACUACUGUGAGAAAAAUUUCAGCCAGCAUUUCCAGGUUUUCAAUACUUUCUCAAUUCAUGCAUGGGAGCUCAGGAGAGAUAGAUGUGGCUGGUGCUAGUGGCACAAGUUCCUCUGUCUCACAGAAGAUUUCUCAUGUUGAUAUUUCCAUCAGCAACCCAGGAGAAAAAGACUUGAAUGCAAGUCCUCAGAAGUACAUUCUGAAAGAUUUGCAGUGUUCCAUUGCUGUUGAUGGACCUGUGACAAGAGAUCAGAUCAGUCGUGCAUGCUCAAAUCAGAUUUGGGUUGGGAAUGGUUCUAUAUUGGGCUUUGAUAUGACUCUCUCUCUCUGUGAAAUAAAGAUGCUGCUUACUGCUUUUGAAAUAUUCUCUAAUAUCCGCAUAAAAGAGGGACCUUCUCUGAUAGAAUCCAGGCAAUUGCCUUAUAACCAUGCAGAAGGAAGCAUAGAAAGAUUCAUUCCUGAUGGAACAAUUGUUGCAAUCCAAGAUGUUGACCAACACAUGUAUGUGGCUGUUAGAGGUUCAGAGGGGGGAUAUGAUAUUGGUGGGGCAAAUCAUUAUUCACUAGGGGGAGAGCAGGCUCUUUUUAGAGUAAAGUAUCACAAGCCAAGAAGAUGGAAGCCAGGUAAACCUGUUUUUUCUCUAAUGUCUUUGUAUGCUAAAGAUAACUCUGGGGAACCAUUGCGAUUGAGUUGUCACCAAAGGUCAAGAUUCGUGGAUGUAUCUAGUUCUAAAGAUAGUGAGCAUGCACUUUGGAGAGCUCUUCCUUUUAACCCUGGUGUCCAUGAAGAUGCUAUUGAGCUGGAAUCUUCUGCUACUUUAUCUAAUAAAACCUUUCACCUUGUGAAUAAGAAAAACGACUAUGCAGUGGCCUUUGUUGAUGGCACUCUAGAAUUUGUCAACAAGCCUGGAAAUGUUUUUAAAUGGAAGGUGUUUGAUGACGAUGUUUCAUUGAAUGACAAUGUAUUGGAGGAGCCAUCCAUCCCCACCAUUAGACCAAGGGGAAUUUGUACGUCCUCAGAGGAUGAAACUAGAGAGUUGAAGACAAAUGGGAACCUUUUGGGAAUCAUAGUUACAUUAGACAAGGUUAUCUUGACAGUUGUCCAUGAGAUAUCAGAUACUCAAGAAAAAUUCCCACUUCUUCAGGCAUCAAUUAUACCCAGUCAAACUGUAAUACAGAUACUUGAUUCUAAAGUCAGAGUUAUGAACACAACUGAAACCACAUUGUAUUAUUUUGAAGCCCAGCAAAACUCAUGGAAAGAAUUGAUUCAACCUUUUGAAGUCUCCACUUUCUUCUCUCAUAAAUUUCUUGUUAAGGCUACAGAAAAUCUCUCUAACACAGCUACAAAUCAUUUCCAUGCUAGAGUUAAAGAGGUGACUCUAUUACUGAGUGAACUUUCAGUAGAUAUCUUUCUGUUUGUGAUUGGGAAGUUGGAUUUGGCUGGCCCCUAUGCUGUAAACAAUGCUCGUGUUUUGGCAAAUUGUUGCAAGAUUGAAAACAAAUCUGGCUUGACCCUUGUUUGCCAGUUCUAUGAUAAUCAAGAUGCAUUGAUUUCUGCAAGACAAUCAACUUCCACGUUCUUAAGGCACCUAGCUUUGGACAAUCAACCACCAGAGGCUUCUUUCUUUUCAAUACAACUUGUCCGCCAAGAAUUUUCAACUUCUCCGAUCCGUUUAUCACUUUUAGAAGCUCAACAAUUUGCUUGGAGAACACGCAUUGUGUCAAGGCAAGACUCAAAAUUGUUUCCUGGUCCAAUUGUUGUUGUGGACAUUUCAAAGGGGAUUGAGGAUGGCUUGUCAAUUAAUGUCUCUCCCCUGCUGAAGAUAUAUAAUGAAACUGAUUUCUCGAUGGAGCUGCAUUUUCAAAGAUCUCAGCAUGAUGAAACUGAGUCUGCUUCCCUGAUAUUGAGAGCUGGAGAAAUUAUAGAUGAUGGUGUGACAGCAUUUACUGCUAUUGACUUAUCCGGUGGUUCAAGAAAGGCAUUAACUUCUUUAAGUGUUGGGAAUUAUGUAUUCUCGUUCAGGCCCAACAUUGCAGAGAAGUUGGAAACACUUAAAAACACAUUAGUAGAGUGGUCAGAUGAUCUAAAAGGUGGAAAACCUGUUCGCCUAUCUGGGCUAUUUGACAAAUUGAGUUACCAAGUGCGAAAGGCAUUGUCUCGCAGCCCAGUAAAAAUCUCACUGAGCAGUGCAAGUUGUGCUGUCAAAUCUGAAGAAGGCUUCAUUGGUAACAUACAUUUCUUGAUACAGACUGUUAGAAAGGAUGUACCUGUUGUAAAUCCUGAUAAGUUUGGGUAUGCAUCCGGUAAUAGAAAUUCACCAGUUGCAAUGCAAGAACAGAAGGAAAUAUUUCUUCUUCCUACGAUUGAGGUUUCAAAUUUAUUACACACGGAUAUACAUGUCAGUUUGACUGAUAAGGAUCCAUAUGGCAACACCCCGGACGGUCAUAGUUUGUGGAAUCAAGCAACAAUUUCAUAUGGAUCAGCUGCCAAAUUUUAUGCUAACCCUGCUGCCAUUUUUUUUGUUGUUACUUUAACUUCUUACGGUUCAAGAUGUAAACCCAUCAAUAGCAGUGACUGGGUCAGAAAAUUACAGAAACAAAAAGAUGAUGUCUCUCAUUUGGACAUUGAGUUGGAUUUUGAUGGUGGGAAGUAUUUUGCUCUACUUAGAUUGUCUCGUGGGCCCCAGGGCACAUUAGAGGCUGGUGUAUUCACACCAUAUUCCUUGCGGAAUGAUAUAAACGAGCCAUUAUUUUGCAUUCCUGCAAACCAAAAGCCUUUACCUAGGAUUGACUUGGAGAGACUUGGUGCUGAUAUUCCUUUGGAGUCAGGAUCAUAUUUUCCUGCUAAUUCCACAAUUUCCUGGUUUCUUAAAUGCCACAAGUUGUGCUUCAAACUCUUGGUGGAAAAAGAACUUGAGGCACAGUUGGACUUGGAUGCAUUAUCUGGUCUAACAGAGAUAGACCUGAAAUCGGAAGAAUUGUAUGGAUUGAAAAGUAUUAUGAGGCUAGGCGUGUCUUUAAGGCCAGCGUUGACUGGAAAGGUCUCAUCACAUGUGGUUUCUCUGAAUCCGAGAUAUGUUAUACACAAUGAAUCAGAAGGUGUCAUUGCCAUUCGGCAAUGCUAUAUGGAGGGGAUGGAAGAGUUGAUCACUAUCAACAGCAAACAGAGGACAACUUUGAGGCUAAAUUCUAUUUUACCAAAGAAGAAAGAAACCAACAUUAUUGAAAAUCUUCUCAGAAAGCAUACCAAACCUCAAAAUGACCCAUCCUUCUUCAUUCAGUUUCGUCCAUGUGGGACCACAUUUGGAUGGUCAGGCCCAGUAUGUGUGGCUUCACUGGGACGAUUUUUCCUGAGAUUUAGAAAAUCCUUGGAAUUACCUGAAAGUCAAUCUGAUGGCAAGUCUAAAGAUCAUUCAGGUGAAUUUGCUGCUGUUCAUGCAGUGGAAGAAGGAUCUGCUAUUGUUUUGCAAUUCCACCGACCACCUGUCACCAACCUCCCGUACAGGAUAGAGAACGGAUUACAUCAUUCUCCUAUAACUUAUUAUCAAAAGGGUUCUGUAUCUGAAGAGACGUUAGGAGCAGGGGAUAGUGCUCUUUAUGCCUGGGAUGACUUGACCCUUCCACACAAACUAGUUGUCCUACUUGAUGUGCAUCUAUGGCGUGAGAUAAACUUAGAUAAGGUGCGGUCAUGGAAACCAUUUUAUAGUAACAAGCAAGCCAGAGAUCUGGGAAUUCAUUUACCUCUGGAGAAGAAACCUGAAGGACAGAAACGAACUACUUACAGUAGAUUAUUUGGUUCAGUGACUGUAAAGGUGGGAUUUGAAGUAUAUGCAGAUGGUGUCACGCGAGUUUUGAGGAUUUGUGAGUUAUCUGAUUGUCAUAAGGAAAAUAAGGUUUUUUCUGGCUCACAUACAAAGUUGCGGCUGAGAAUCUCUUAUUUCUCUGUCCACUUACUGGAGCAUGCCAAGCAGGAGGUUGUUCAAGAAGAGCCAUUUGAGUAUGCACCGAUAAUUAUUACAAGGCUUGAAAGAAUUAACUGGGAUGCUAUAUUCAAUGACCAGCAAAAAUAUAACCAAAUCAGGGUGCAGUCACUGAGCAUGGAUGAAAAGUGGGUUGGAGCUCCUUUUGCAACGAUGCUUCGUAGGCAUCAAUUAGAAAAGUCCGAUGCAAAUGAUUACAUCCUUCAUGUUGCUGUUAUUUUGCUUCCAACUGUUUCUUCUGUCAAACAAGUCAAGUAUCUUUCUAUUGUUCUGCAGCCUCUUGACUUGAACCUUGACGAGGAGACACUAAUGAAAAUUGUUCCAUUUUGGAGAAGCUCUCUCAGUAAUUCAAGUACUCCGCGUCAACAGUACUAUUUUGAUCAUUUUGAGAUCCACCCUAUAAAGAUUGUGGCGAGCUUCCUUCCUGGGGAUGCACAUUACAGAUAUAGUUCAACUCAGGAGACUCUGAGAUCACUGCUUCAUAGUGUAAUUAAGAUGCCUGCAAUUAAGAAAAAGACUGUCGAGCUCAACGGAGUCCUCGUAACACAUGCCCUGAUAACCAUACGUGAAUUGACUAUAAAAUGCGCACAACACUAUUCCUGGUAUUCCAUGAGAGCAGUCUAUAUUGCAAAAGGAAGUCCAUUGCUUCCGCCUGGUUUUGCAUCGAUAUUUGAUGAUCUUGCUUCAUCAUCGCUAGAUGUCUUUUUCGACCCUUCAAAUGGCUUGCUUAACAUUCCUGGUGUCACAUUAGGCACCCUCAAGCUCAUCAGUAAAUUCAUCGACAACAAAGGCUUUUCUGGAACAAAGCGGUACUUUGGUGAUAUGGGAAAAACGUUGAAAACAGCAGGGUCGAAUAUGCUGUUUGCUGCUGUCACCGAAAUAUCAGACUCUGUUCUUAGAGGAGCCGAGACAAGUGGUUUCACGGGAAUGGUGAAUGGCUUUCACCAAGGGAUUCUAAAGUUAGCUAUGGAACCAUCAGUUCUCAGUAAUGCUUUCAUGGAAGGUGGCCCAGAUCGGAAAAUUAAGCUCGACAGAAGCCCCGGGGUUGAUGAGCUAUAUAUCGAGGGUUACCUGCAAGCAAUGCUUGAUACAAUGUACAAACAAGAAUAUCUUAGGGUGAGAGUCGUGGAAAACCAGGUUAUCCUCAAGAACCUUCCUCCGAGCAGUUCUCUCAUCAAUGAAAUAAUGGAAAACGUAAAGGGCUUCCUCGCAAGCAAAGCUUUGUUGAAAGGGGAACCUACGACUGGUCAGUCCCUCCGACUCAUCCGAGGAGAAAGAGAAUGGCGACUUGGGCCUACACUACUGACGCUAUGCGAGCACUUAUUUGUGAGUUUCAUAAUUCGUGUGCUUCGCAAGCAGUCGGGAAAGGUUGUGGCGAAAAUCAAGUGGAAGGAGAAAGCUAAGGGGGACGAAGAUGACACUGCCGGAGAUGAUGGCGCCGGGGGGCCAAUGGUAGGCGGGUUUGUGUGGAAAUGGGGGAUCGGGAAGUUUAUCCUGUCGGGUAUAGUCGCCUACAUCGACGGAUAUUUGUGUCGGAACAUCCCUCAUCCGUUAGCACGAAGGAUUGUCAGUGGAUAUUUGCUAAGUUUUCUUGAUCAAAACAACGAAUCCAAGUAAGAUUACACUUGGUUGUUGUAGUUAGUUUUUCUAAGAUGUGUAUAGUGUUGAAGUUCCCUCUUUUAGUUGUUAGCUUAGAAAUUGUGCAAGAGGAGGCUUGGUUAUAACAGUAAAUGGUUGGUAAUAAGGCCUCUGGUUUGAUGUCCCAAAACCGGGUGCAGCACACUGGUUUUGAUGAUCACCAAUAUAUUGGGGCAUUUAAUGUGAUAUGUUAGAUCAAAGAAGAUGGAAAUAGAAGCUCACAUGGGCAUGGAAGUAAAUCAGAAGUCGUGUCUACCUGUUUGCCAAUUAAACUGUGGGAACUCGGACCUGCUAUAUUCGGGUCGAGUCCUUGUAGUUACAAAUGAAUUUAUUUUAGAUUAUUCAUUUUAAUGAAAUAUUUAUGUUUUUUUUUUA